This is a messenger RNA of Brassica napus (rape), 750 nucleotides long. RefSeq names its product nischarin-like. The transcript has 2 exons. Bases 1 to 750 code for a protein of 249 amino acids. Lineage: Eukaryota; Viridiplantae; Streptophyta; Magnoliopsida; Brassicales; Brassicaceae. The record is from RefSeq and is a predicted model, not a curated record.
AUGGCUAGCGGUAGACAGAGACUUAGGAACCUUACGCCUAGAAACUCUUACGCGAGUAACUUUCUUCCACAGUCGGAUCUAUCGGCUUCUACUUCCGGCACUGCAUCCGGCCAAGAGAAUGUGCGUGAUAGCCAAUAUGCCGAUCCGUAUGUGCCUCCACAGGCAUAUGACCCUGAAGCUUACUAUCUGCGGUUCGAUGACCCUGCUCAAUUCUUUCCCCAGUACGAUGAGCCUCCACAGCAGCCUCGGAAUGAGCAGCAUCAUCCUCCACACCAUCCUCAGCAGCAGUCCACCGCACCCGAAGCAGCUCCGGCUCCUGCAGCAGCUCCGGCUCCUGCAGCAGCUCCGGCUCCUGCAGCAGCUCCGGCUCCUGCAGCAGCUCCGGCUCCCGCAGCUGCUCCGGCUCCGGCUCCCGCAGCUGCUCCGGCUCCGGCUCCCGCAGCUGCUCCGGCUCCCGCAGCUGCUCCGGCUCCUGCAUUUGUUCAUCCAGAUUUGAUGGUGCCACCGAAUGCACCAUAUGCAAGAUAUACAGUGGAAGACCUUCUCCAGAUGCCGGGACGAGAAGGUUUACGAAUCAUCAACCCAGAACGACCACCCCACACUUACUGGUUUUCGACGGACAAUUGUGUGGGACAGAGCGUUGGAGAUAUCAUCAGGACAAACUUCCGGGAAGCGCAUCCGAACUGGUCUCUUACACCUGACCACGUUUGGAGGACUUUGGUUUUCUAUAUCCAUCAAUCCCAAAUGUAG